Molecule: messenger RNA, 1603 nt
Organism: Temnothorax curvispinosus
Lineage: Eukaryota; Metazoa; Arthropoda; Insecta; Hymenoptera; Formicidae
Gene: bys
Product: bystin
Exons: 3
Coding region: 105-1412 (435 amino acids)
Biological process (GO): rRNA processing
Cellular component (GO): cytoplasm; preribosome, small subunit precursor; nucleolus
Molecular function (GO): snoRNA binding
Source: RefSeq, a predicted model, not a curated record
AUAUCGAUCUUCACGACUCACGUGACGUGCCUCUCGUGUGAAAAACACGUGUUUGUUUUAGAAAUAUAAACUAGUAUUGGAUAUAAACUAACAGUAGUGGAAAAAUGGGUAAAGCGAAGAAAAUCAAGGUGUCUAAAGGUGAAACUAAAGAACAAAAAAUAGGUUUGGCAGAGCAAAUAGAACUUGAGAAAGCAGUGAAGGUGAAAAACAGGCAGAAAGUUAGGCACCGGGCCGACGACGAAGAAGAGUAUGUGGCACCAAGUCUGACGAAGAAGAUCUUGUCGCAAGCCAGGCAACAGCAGCUGGAGAUCGAAGAUGAGAUUGGCCCUAGCGAUGAUUCCAAGCGCGCGAGGAAACCGGUCAAAUUCAGCUCUGGUCUGAGCGACGAGGAUCAGUCCAGUGGCGAUGAGGAGCCAGUGGAGGAUGUAUAUUAUUAUGAGAACAUCGAGAUCGAUGAAGACGAUGAACGGGCGUUGCAGAUGUUCAUGUCGAAGGACCCAGCGCCGACGAGGACGCUGGCCGACAUAAUAAUGGAAAAACUGACGGAGAAGAAGACCGAGAUUGACACGCAAUUCUCUGACGCCGGGGUUAUUCAAAUGCAGGAUCUGGAUCCGCGGGUGAAGGCGAUGUACGAGGGUGUCCGAGACGUCCUGGCCAAGUAUCGUAGCGGCAAACUGCCGAAAGCCUUCAAGAUCGUGCCUACCUUGAGGAACUGGGAGCAAAUAUUGUACAUUACAGAUCCACCUAAGUGGUCUGCCGCCGCCAUGUAUCAGGCGACAAGGAUAUUCGCCUCGAACUUGAAGGAAAAAAUGGCCCAGAGGUUCUACAACCUGGUCCUGUUACCACGCAUCAGGGACGAUCUGGCGGAAUACAAAAGGCUGAAUUUCCAUUUGUACCAGGCUCUGAGGAAAGCGCUGUUCAAGCCGGCCGGAUUUAUGAAGGGACUCCUCCUGCCGCUCUUGGAAUCGGGAACAUGCACGCUCAGGGAGGCUGUUAUCGUCGGAUCUGUAAUCGCGAAGAACUCGAUACCGAUUUUACAUUCCUCGGCGGCUAUAUUGAAAAUCGCCGAGAUGGAUUACACGGGUGCCAACAGCAUUUUUCUCAGGAUAUUUUUGGAUAAGAAAUAUGCGCUUCCCUACAGAGUAGUGGACGGAGUAGUAUUUCACUUUCUUAGGUUCGAAAGAGACAGGAGAGAGUUGCCAGUGCUAUGGCAUCAGGCCUUCUUGACUUUCGUGCAACGAUACAAGAGCGAUAUCAGUUCUGAGCAAAAGGAGGCCUUGCUGGGACUACUGAGGAAACAGUCGCACCAUUCGAUCACUCCCGAAAUCAGAAGAGAGUUACAAUACGCGAAAUGUAGAGACGCAGAAAUUACAGAACCUAAACCAGAACCAAUGGAUAUUAAAGACACGUAAUGCAACAUAUAUCUAUCAAGAUAUCGGAGCUAUUGUAUCAAUAUCUGUAAUUGUAAUGUAAUUAUAAUAUAUAAGAGAUUGAAAUUGGAACACCUUGGUAAAUUAGACGAUUUAUGGCAAAACUCGAAUUGCUGUGUAAAAAUACAUCUAUAUAUUUGGUCCUAUACUUAAUUAAAUACUUUAGACCAAUA